Messenger RNA from Cyprinodon variegatus (sheepshead minnow), 3357 nucleotides. It is a transcript of the gene pde4ba, whose product is annotated as cAMP-specific 3',5'-cyclic phosphodiesterase 4B-like. Gene Ontology annotation, biological process: signal transduction. Lineage: Eukaryota; Metazoa; Chordata; Actinopteri; Cyprinodontiformes; Cyprinodontidae. The transcript has 15 exons. Gene Ontology annotation, molecular function: transmembrane transporter binding; 3',5'-cyclic-AMP phosphodiesterase activity. The record is from RefSeq and is a predicted model, not a curated record. Gene Ontology annotation, cellular component: nucleus; perinuclear region of cytoplasm; cytosol. The coding region runs from base 578 to 2812 and encodes 744 amino acids.
GCGUUCUGCUCCUCUCACUGCUCUGACUGGGCGAGUGGAAGGGAAAAUCAGACUAGAAACUCAGCACUCUGUGCCACACUGGGAGUGCCUUUAGGAGAGUGAGACAGAGAGGGAGCGGGUUAGAGAGGUGGGGGUUGUUUGCAGGAAGAGGAGGUCAGUCAAGCAGUGGUUGCAAGGAAGAGGUAGAGAGCAGUUUUUAGCCCUCUUGAAUAUUUCAUAAGGUAGAUCCUCCAACAUCAGGCUACCUGGAUGGACUGAGAGAAAGAGUUUGUAAUUGGGUCGGCAUUUAGCUGGCAUCAGGACCAGGGGGGAGAUGGGAGAGCGGCGCAGUUGAGAAGAGGAAUUUUUCUUGAGUGACCCUGCCGUGUAGCCUCAGAUAAAGAAAAGAUCUGCAGGAAGACACCGGGGAUGAACCAAAACAAAAGGGAAAGACAGAGGGCUCAACUGCUGGCUGGCUAAUCCUUAAACCUGUCAGAAACAGGAAACACAAGGAAUCAAGUUCACAUGAAAGGCAGAUUGCUCAGAAUCUGACAGGAAUUACAGUCUGUCAAACGGGAGCCAACAGCAUCCUGCAGGUAUGUCGUCCAACGAGCUGAGCGUGGAGAUGGACUCCUGCAUACGGACGUUCAAGGAGCACAUGCACCUGGAGCUGGAACCACCGAAGAUGCCGGGUGUGGUGGGAGGCAAGAGGGGAGCGACGUCUCCCAAACUAUCCCCGAGAAGCUCCCCACGGCUCUUCCGCAAGCUGAUGGUGAAUAAGAGCAUCCGACAGAGGCGGCGCUUCACCGUGGCUCACACCUGCUUUGAUGUGGAGAAUGGCCCGUCUACAGGCUGCAGCCCUCUGGACCCCCAGGCUUCUCCAGGCUCAGGUCUGGUCCUCCACACCAAUUUCCCAGGACAUAACCAGCGCCGGGAGUCCUUCCUCUAUCGCUCUGACAGCGACUAUGAGCUUUCCCCCAAGUCCAUGUCACGAAACUCCUCCAUCGCCUCUGAACUACAUGGUGAUGACCUGAUUGUGACUCCAUUUGCUCAGGUUUUGGCCAGCCUUCGAAGUGUUAGGAAUAACUUCACGGUUCUGACUAAUGUCCAGUGUGCCUCAAGCAAGAGGUCUCCAGCUGCAACAGCUCAGCCUCCCAUCACCAGAGUUUGUCUGCCAGAUGAGGCGUACCAGAAGCUGGCUAUGGAAACGAUGGAGGAGCUGGACUGGUGUCUUGACCAGCUGGAGACCAUCCAGACCUACCGGUCUGUCAGCGACAUGGCCUCCAAUAAGUUUAAGAGAAUGUUGAAUCGGGAGCUGACGCACCUAUCCGAGAUGAGUCGGUCCGGGAAUCAGGUUUCCGAAUUCAUCUCCAACACCUUCCUAGACAAGCAGAAUGAGGUGGAGAUCCCGUCGCCGACAUCCAAGAUGCGAGAAAAAAAGAAGCAGCAGAAACAGCAGCUGAUGACACAGAUCAGCGGAGUCAAGAAGGUUUCCCAUGGAUCGUCGCUGUCCAACAGCAGCAUAUCGCGCUUCGGCGUCAAGACGGAUAAAGAGGAGCAGCUGUCGAAGGAGCUGGAGGACCUGAACAAAUGGGGUCUAAACAUUUUCACCGUGUCCGAGUACUCCAACCACCGACCUCUGACCUGCAUAAUGUAUGCUAUAUUCCAGGAGCGUGAUUUGUUAAAGACUUUCAAGAUUCCGGCUGAUACUUUCGUGGCAUACAUGAUGACACUGGAGGAUCAUUACCAUGCUGAUGUGGCUUACCAUAACAGUCUACAUGCUGCUGACGUAGCCCAGUCAACGCACAUCCUUCUCUCCACACCCGCCCUGGAUGCGGUCUUCACAGAUCUUGAGAUCCUAGCGGCCAUCUUUGCUGCUGCAAUCCAUGAUGUUGAUCAUCCUGGAGUAUCAAACCAAUUUCUAAUCAAUACCAAUUCUGAGCUGGCGCUGAUGUACAACGACGAGUCUGUGCUGGAGAACCAUCAUUUAGCUGUGGGCUUCAAGCUGCUACAGGAAGACAACUGUGACAUCUUCCAGAACCUCAAAAAGAAGGAGAGACAGUCCCUCCGCAAGAUGGUUAUCGACAUGGUUUUGGCUACUGACAUGUCCAAACACAUGAGUCUGUUGGCCGACCUGAAGACUAUGGUUGAAACCAAGAAGGUGACCAGCUCCGGAGUGCUGCUGCUAGACAAUUACACAGACAGGAUACAGGUGCUGCGUAACAUGGUGCACUGUGCCGAUCUGAGCAAUCCCACAAAGUCUUUGGAGCUGUAUCGUCAGUGGACUGACCGCAUUAUGGAGGAGUUCUUCCACCAAGGGGACAGAGAGAGGGAGCGGGGGAUGGAGAUCAGCCCCAUGUGUGAUAAGCACACAGCAUCUGUGGAGAAGAGUCAGGUGGGUUUUAUUGACUACAUCGUUCACCCCCUGUGGGAGACCUGGGCGGACUUGGUUCACCCCGAUGCUCAGGACAUUCUGGACACAUUAGAAGACAACAGAAACUGGUACCAGAGCAUGAUUCCCCAAAGUCCCUCCCCACCCUUUUAUGACCAGGGUACGCAUGGACACAGCGGAGGAGGACAAGGAGGAGGGGAGAAAUUUCAAUUUGACUUGACGUUGGAGGAGGAAGACUUAGACGGGAUGGAAAAAGACGGUGACGGGGAGGAUGAGGAAGGAGAAGAUGAAGAAAUAGAGGUGGAGGAUAGUCUCCCGAAUUCCCGUUCCCCUCCUACGGACUUUUUGGACAGUCAGGCUGAAGAAGAAGAAGACAUCACGAUUGAGCCUAUGACGGCGAUAGAGAUCGUGACGCACGAAGCCUCACCCACAGACACAUAGGGCUUCCAGCAACAUGCUGUGAUGGUGAUUUGAAAGUUUUUAGAAAAGAGGUGGUUACCCUCUUGGAGCUGUUGCUUUUUAAGAAGCCCGCAGAAGCGAGGGCUUAGUUUUGGCCCGCUGAGGGGCAACUUGCACUUGGGUGUUUGAAGCCAGACACAGAUGGACAGUUUCACAGAGGUGGCUUCAGAGUUCUCAGGAAUUACUUGCUGCGAACAUUUUAGUCUCGAUGGACGAAAGUGGAACUUGAAGGAUUUCAGCCAGUUUGAAAAAUGGCUCCUUUUCUUUUCUGGACUUGCAUUACAUGGACAAUGACACUACUGAGAGAAGUUUUGUACCUUAAAAUGUUUUGUUUUUUUGUCUUUUUUUUACAGAUAUAAGAUCUUGAAGUAGCAUAGAGUAAGAUCUACUGAUGGAGACACAUUUGUAUAGAAAGAGAAAGUGUUUACUUAUUUCUGUACCAUUUGUCUAAGGACUUUUUGUGUGCCUUUUUUACAACUGUCUUUAUAAUAGUUUUUUAUUUAUUAAACACACUAGUGUUUGUGAAA